CCCAACCUUUCUUUCUUCCUUCUUCUUUUCACACUUUCUUUCAUUCAUUCACACAUCAACAACAACAACGCUAUUUCAUUCACCUUUCUCUAACCGUUUUUGUUUCUAUCUAUCCAAAAAUCAAACAACAAUAAUGGAAGAUGUAGUAGUAGAUUCAUCAUUUCAUUAGGUCAAAUUCAUCUUCAUCCUCCUUUUUCUUCAUUCAUUCAAUCACUUCACAAAAUGUCCGUUGCGGAGCUCAAAGAACGUCACAUAGCUGCAACGGAAACGGUUAACAAUCUCAGAGAAAAGUUGAAGCAGCGACGGCUUUCGUUGCUUGAUACUGAUAUUGCUGGAUAUGCUAGGUCUCAAGGUAGAGCUCCUGUUACUUUUGGUCCUACUGAUAUUCUUUGCUGUAGAACGCUCCAAGGUCAUACCGGAAAGGUGUACUCAUUGGAUUGGACUUCAGAAAAGAAUCGGAUUGUUAGUGCAUCCCAAGAUGGAAGAUUAAUAGUGUGGAAUGCUCUAACAAGCCAGAAAACGCAUGCUAUAAAGCUUCCUUGUGCAUGGGUCAUGACAUGUGCUUUCUCACCAACUGGUCAAUCUGUUGCUUGUGGGGGCCUUGACAGUGUUUGCUCUAUUUUCAAUCUUAAUUCUCCCACUGAUAGGGAUGGGAAUCUAAAUGUUUCACGGAUGCUUAGUGGACAUAAAGGUUAUGUUUCAUCUUGUCAGUAUGUUCCAGGUGAAGACACUCACUUAAUCACUGGUUCUGGAGAUCAGACAUGUGUUUUAUGGGAUAUUACUACUGGCCUUAGAACAUCUGUUUUUGGAGGCGAGUUUCAGUCUGGACAUACUGCAGAUGUACUUAGCAUUUCCAUUAAUGGAUCCAACUCCAAAUUGUUUGUAUCUGGUUCUUGCGACGCGACUGCUAGAUUGUGGGACACUCGUGUGGCAAGUCGAGCAGUGCGGACAUUUCAUGGGCAUGAGGGAGAUGUUAAUUCUGUCAAAUUCUUUCCUGAUGGAAAUAGAUUUGGAACUGGCUCUGAGGAUGGAACUUGCAGAUUGUUUGACAUUAGGACUGGACACCAACUUCAAGUAUAUAAACAGCAACACCAGGACAACGAAAUGGCACAUGUGACGUCCAUUGCAUUUUCCAUAUCUGGAAGACUUCUUAUUGCUGGCUAUACUAAUGGCGAUUGCUAUGUUUGGGAUACUUUAUUGGCUAAGGUGGUCUUGAAUCUAGGAUCUCUUCAAAACUCUCACGAGGGCAGGAUCACCUGUUUGGGUAUGUCAGCUGAUGGAAGCGCUUUAUGUACAGGAAGUUGGGACACAAAUUUAAAGAUAUGGGCAUUUGGAGGGCAUAGGAAGGUGAUUUGACUCCUUUGUUAGAGCUUCCCCCUUGUAGGGGGGUAUUGUGGUUCAUCACAAUCCAACAGUGAUGCUUAUGAUAUUGACUUUGAUCCAAAAUUGGAAGGCAAAGUUUAUCUCCAUGUUCAUAACAUUUAGCAGUGGAACUAGUGCAGCCUUUGUUUAUCUCCAUGCUCAUUGGUUCGUGUGUGUGAUUUAGGUCUAUAACUUAAAACCGAAACAUUGGAAGAACUAAAUGUAUUGUUUACAGUGGUUGAAUGAGAUUUGGAUCAGGUAAGGAGGUGUUUGGAUCUCCAUUGUAAAAUCGAAUCUUUCUCCUAUUGAAGCAACUCUUGUGUAA
Molecule: messenger RNA, 1687 nt
Organism: Vicia villosa (hairy vetch)
Lineage: Eukaryota; Viridiplantae; Streptophyta; Magnoliopsida; Fabales; Fabaceae
Product: guanine nucleotide-binding protein subunit beta-1
Exons: 6
Coding region: 223-1356 (377 amino acids)
Biological process (GO): G protein-coupled receptor signaling pathway
Cellular component (GO): cytoplasm; heterotrimeric G-protein complex
Molecular function (GO): protein binding; signaling receptor complex adaptor activity
Source: RefSeq, a predicted model, not a curated record